UAGGAGUCGGAGCCGCCGCCCGUCCUCCAUCCUCCUGCACGGCAGGGGCAGCCACACUUGUUGGUUCCUCUCCCUCUACCCUCUCCCGUGUGGCGGCGGGGGAUAUCAUCUAUGAUGGGGUGGCUGCGGCUCCACUCCCUCUUCUCCCCUCUCCGGAGGAUGUGGGUGAGGGCGCAUUCCGAGCGCCGGAACCGGAGGGGGAUGCGCAUCCUGUACAAGGACGUGCAGUCCUGCCAGGACGAGGACGUGCGCGUGCUCUGGUCCAUCCUCAUCGACUCCCACCGCCACCACCACCACCACCCGGCCGUCCUCGACCUCGAGCUCUGAAGAAGAAUCUCAUCAGCGCGAUGGCGUGCACGUACGUAUUUAUGCACGUGGGAUCGAUAUGUGAUCAAGAGAGCACAGCACUGGCCUUCCAUUAUUCCUUCAGAAAAAGAAAAAAAGGACUCGAGGUUGAAGAAGAAGAAGAAGAAGAAGAAGAUAGACUGAGAGAGAGGUGUUUAAUUCUAUGCUUUUGUGUGCUGCUGUUUUCCUUUUCUUUUCUUUUUUUUUUGCACCUUUGUUCUGGGCUUGAAAAAACUGAGUGUGAGGUUGAGCUCUCUGUACAUAGACACACACUUGCUCAAGUGCCUUACCUUCAAUUC
Zea mays is the source of this 644-nucleotide messenger RNA. RefSeq lists its product as uncharacterized. The coding region runs from base 112 to 327 and encodes 71 amino acids. The record is from RefSeq and is marked validated. The transcript has 2 exons. NCBI's taxonomy places the organism in Eukaryota, Viridiplantae, Streptophyta, Magnoliopsida, Poales, Poaceae.